AUGAACAGCGAUGCAACGGAGGCUGCACUCGGUCUCCUCAGCCUCUCUCCCCUGAACAACAAUACAAUCCCUCAAAUCAGAAAACCAAUACCAAUUUCGACACCAAGACCACCGCCUACGACAAUAUCACAACCAGCGCCAUCAGCUAGCCCUCCUCUUCCAGACGCAGACGCCAUCAGCUGUAUAUGUGGGUUUCUCUUCGAUGAUGGCUUUAGCAUUGCCUGCGACGUCUGCUCUCGUUGGUGCCAUGCAGCAUGCUUCGAUAUUGUCGAGGGAGAGGUCCCAGAAGAAUGGCGCUGUUGGGACUGCGAUCCCCGUCCUGUUAACCGUGACCGUGCAGUCCGUCUCCAGAAGCAACACAGGGCAGGCUCGCCCGUACAGCGACGACGAGUCAGCGCUGCUGCUAUCGAGGGCUCUGGAAAUGCAAAAAAGAAACGCAGAGCAUCUAUCAUAUCCCCGUCGACACCGCACCCACCGCCGACCCCAAUACAGCACGGGGAAGACGAGCCAGUCAACAUCGACGAACCGUGGUCUCUGUCCUACGUCCCUAUCACUAAAGACAUCGUUACAACAGAAGCCCAUGCCAGACUCCGCAGACAAGCCCAGGCAUGGCGGGGCGUCACCGCCCUUUCACCACCCAUACAUCCCAACCGUACACAGAUCCACCCAGUUCCACCUGCACCCUCUCCAAGUCAGCUACACACCAACCCCCUCGUUCGUCCGCCCACCUACAGCCUCCACACAACUACACCGGUCCCUUCAUCCAGCUACAUUGCCCCGUUUACCUGCGCUAUCACCCCGAGCGCCUCUUACCUUGCCGACCCGCUCAAUGCGUACGCCCACCUCGGUAUGCCGAAGCCAUUUGUGCACCUCAUGGGUCCGCCGUUGGACGUUGCUCUCGAUGCGAGGGUCGUCGGCGAUGAGGGACGCUUUGCCCGGAAUGGGUGUCGUCCAAAUGCAGUGCUGAGGCCCUUACUGUGCCCCAAGGCAAAGGAUGAGAGGGAGAGGAGGGAAAGUGGGAAGAAGAAGGAGAAUGACAAUACAGACUCAGAUGAAGAAACCUUAACAUUUGGCGUAUUCGCACUGCGCGACCUCAAAGCCAACGAAGAAGUCGUUCUCGGUUGGGAAUGGGACGAUGGAAACGCAGUGCACAGUCUCCCAGCGCUCAUCGAAAGCCCACAUUUGUUCUCGUGCGUCUUUCUUUUAUCCUGUCCUCUUUUUUUAACCCUCAUUUUUUUUGUUUCUUUCUAA
Messenger RNA from Suillus subaureus, 1251 nucleotides. RefSeq lists its product as uncharacterized. The transcript has 3 exons. The coding region runs from base 1 to 1251 and encodes 416 amino acids. The record is from RefSeq and is a predicted model, not a curated record. NCBI's taxonomy places the organism in Eukaryota, Fungi, Basidiomycota, Agaricomycetes, Boletales, Suillaceae.